Molecule: messenger RNA, 966 nt
Organism: Iphiclides podalirius (scarce swallowtail)
Lineage: Eukaryota; Metazoa; Arthropoda; Insecta; Lepidoptera; Papilionidae
Source: the annotation of a GenBank genome assembly
AUGCGCUCGCCCAGCGGCGUAGUGCGGUGGGCGCAGUGCAACGUAGCGCCCCUAACGGACUACGCGAGGGUGGCGCACGCCCCCGUAGCGGCGCCAGCCUACGUCUACGACGACAAAAUCAACCAGCGGCUCGCGUUCUGGCAGGGCGAUAUCACCACGUUAGACGUCGAUGCAGUUACGAACACCACAAACGAGACACUUUCGGAAUGCAACGAGAUCAGCGAGAGGAUAAUGCAGGCGGCGGGGCCCGAUUUGAAAGAGGAGAUUGUCACAAGGGCGCUUGAAUGCCGCACCGGUGAGGUGGUGGUGACCCCCGGCUACCAGCUCCGCUGCCGGCACAUCAUCCACACGGUCAUUCCCAAAUACGUGGCGAAAUACCACACGGCCGCCGAGAGCUCGCUCCACAACUGCUACAAGAACGUUCUCCAGGCAGCCAGCGAGCUGGGAGUCAGAUCGCUGGCCCUCUGCGUGUUGAGCACGCCAAGAAGGAACUUCCCGCCAGAUGUAGCCGCCCACGUGGCGUUGCGCUCGAUCCGGCGCCACCUGGAGCAGGCGCCCCUGCCGCGGCUGGUGGUGGUGGUGGGCGGCGGCGUGGAGCUCUCGCCCGGCGUGGCGCUGGCCGCGCUCUACUUCCCGCGCAGCGCCGCAGAGGCGCUGGCCGCCGCCGCGCGCCUGCCGCCCGCCCACCCGGAGCGCCGCAUCCGCAUCAUCCACAACCCGCACUCCAACUCCGACAGCGGUAAGCAUCUCUCUCUCUCUCUCUCUCUCUCUCUCUCAUCUAUCUGUCCAUCUCGCUCCGACUCUAGCGCCGCAUCCGCAUCAUCCACAACCCGCACUCCAACUCCGACAGCGGUAAGCAUCUCUCUCUCUCUCUCUCUCUCUCUCUCUCAUCUAUCUGUCCAUCUCGCUCCGACUCUAGCGCCGCAUCCGCAUCAUCCACAACCCGCACUCCAACUCCGACAGCGG